Molecule: messenger RNA, 1810 nt
Organism: Microstroma glucosiphilum
Lineage: Eukaryota; Fungi; Basidiomycota; Exobasidiomycetes; Microstromatales; Microstromataceae
Product: alpha/beta-hydrolase
Exons: 2
Coding region: 57-1532 (491 amino acids)
Molecular function (GO): peroxiredoxin activity
Source: RefSeq, a predicted model, not a curated record
CAGGCAGCUUCCACCUUGCCUUCCUUCCACCCAUACCAACAGAUACACCACCCAGUAUGCCCCGUGUACCGUACUCAUACCCUGCUCCUGGAGCAUCUUCCAUCGCAGAUGCUAUCCGCCAACGACGUGGAGAGCGAGGACUGACGCCCCUCGAUGGCAUGCUCCUCAACGCCCAGCCCAUUGCCGAGGGAUGGAACAAGCUCCUCGGCGCUGUCAGGACCGGCUCGUCGCUUCAAGACGAUCUCAGAGAGAUCAUGAUUCUUCGAGUCGCUGCCCGCAACCGCGCUGCCUUCGAGUGGAUCCAUCAUGAGCCCGUAGCGCGCAAGGCUGGCGUCACAACCGAGCAGCUCACCCGUAUUGGGGACAUUCAGAGCAAUUCCUUCUCUUCUCCCGGUUCAGGCCAGCUCUCCCCCUUGCAAGCAGCCGCAGCUGCAUACGCCGAUGCCAUGACCGCCCACGUCAAGGUGCAGGACGGCGUCUUUGAUACGCUCAAGCACGAGCUUGCCAAGGCGGCUGGUGGGGACGAGAAGACCAAUCAGCUCAUGGUCGAGGCGACGGGUACUGUCGCCGUGUACAACAUGGUCUCGCGCUUCCUAGUCGCUCUGGACAUCGACGACCGAGCCAACCAAGAAGUUCCCGUGCCAGGUCUGCCUUCAGACAACGGUGCAGGAGUUCCCACCUUCCCAGAGUCCAACUACGGAGCCGGUCGAGGUCUAGUGCAAGUCUUCGGAGGACAGACGAUUGCUACUCGGGUGCACUUCCACUCCAUGACUGCGCCAUGGGUCAUCCUGAUCAACUCGCUCAUGACCAACCUCACAAUGUGGGACGAUGUUGUCGCCGGGCUUAGCGACGCCGGGUACAACGUCGUCUGCUACGAUCAGAGAGGCCAUGGCGCCUCGCCCGCUCCCUCAGAGCCAUGCACAGUCGAGCAACUAGCCGAUGAUGCAGCUGACGUUCUGACUGCCUUGGGUGUGGACAAGGCUCGCGCCGUCAUCGGUGUCUCGCAGGGAGGAGCCACUGCCCUCUCCUUUGCCAUCCGUCAUCCAGACCGCGCCGAGAAGAUUAUUGCAAACGACACACAGCCCGCCUCUCCUGCUGCCAACGCCCAAGCAUGGGAAGACCGGAUCGCCCUCGCCAAGAAGGAGGGCAUGAAGCCCCUCGCAGACGCUACCGUCGCACGGUGGUACGGCUCGGACAUUCCGGCGGGCAGCGAGGCCAUCAAGGCCAAAGCCUCCCGUCUGAUCGAAGGGACGGACGUCUUCGGCUUCGAGCAAGGCGCACGGGCUCUGCAGAAUUAUGAUCUGCUCUCUACUGGACUCCUCAAAGCCCUCGCUGCCAAGCCUACCCUCCUCGUUGCGGGAGAGGCAGAUGGAGCUUUGCCCAAGGUACUUGAGGGAUUGAGCCAGGAUGUGAAAAAGGAGGGAGGCAGCGCUGAAGUGACCUUUGCUAGCGUGAGCAAGGCGGCUCAUCUGCCCAUGAUGGACAACCCGCAGGGCUGGUUGGAGGUCGUUCUGCCUUUCUUGAAGAGGUGAUAAAGGGAUGCUGGAAAUCUACACUUCAAUGGCAUCAGGUGACAAUGACGAUACUCAUUCACCAAUCAGAAUGAAGUGUGACAAAAGAGUGACAAAGGACCGCUAUGAGAAAGGAGCAGGUAUGAAGGGAGCGACAUGGUAUGAUGCACACAUCUAAGGGAAAAUAAUAGAGACCGUCUAUCGCACCGCUAGGCUGGUGCUUGCGCUCUACUCCGCCUCCUUACAAAUCUCCCCCUAGUCCCGCCCUCACAAGCAAAAGAGCUUACUCGACUUCUUCC